CAGUUGUGCGCCAAUCAGAGACUAGCUCGUACAUGAGGAUUUAUACUACAUGCCUUAUAAUUGCCUGUCGAAGUAAGACAAUUUAUUGUGACAAUUUUAUCCGCCUUGAGCAAAGCUUUCGAUUCUACAGAUAGUGGUAAAUAGAUUUCUUUCUUUAGACCUUAAUCCUGUUUUAAAGAUGAAGGAUUGUCGAUGAACCGCGUCCGAGUGUAUCGUGAGUUGAUACACAGCACACGAUGGUGACUGCUGACUCCGUAACUUACAAAAGAAAAGGGGUAUUCUUUAGUUGAAAGCGGGAAAUCUUCUCCUUACAUCGAUAAAAGGGCUAUUAUAUACGAGGAUGGACGGCAAUGUCACAGUGGACCCCACCCCCCUUCCAAGUCGUUUGACCCCCCUGGAUAUCGCACUUGUUGUUAUCUUCAGUAUUCUGGCGGCGGUGAAUGUAGUCAGCAACUCCCUUGUAUGCUGGAUCGUACUCAAACAUCGCCAGAUGAAAACAGCCAUGAACUACUUGCUUAUCAACCUGGCCGUCUCUGACGUCAUAGUCGCGUUAUUCAUGACUCCGCAGUACGUCUUCCGGUUCACCUUCACUCACCCUGGGGGGAGGGCUGGGGACUGGCUUUGUAAGAUGAUCACUGGCGGAAAUUUUAUUUGGACGGGUGGUGCGGCGUCAGCGUUCACACUGGUUGCCAUAGCAAUCGAAAGGUAUUACGCAAUAUCUCGACCGCACCGUCAUUUUUUCACAACGAACCACGUGACCGCUAUCAUCGUAGGGUCAUGGGUGUACGCCGUUGUCUUCAAUCUCCCCCUCUUCAUCGUCCUCGAGUACGAACAGAAAGGCAUAGACUUCCGCUGUCCAGAAAAAUGGAGCAGUGAGACAAUGGGAAAGCUAUACACCGUGGGCGCGUUUUUUAUUUUCGGCGCCAUUCCGAUAGGAAUCAUGGCAGUCGUUUACCCGCUCACUAUACGCGCGCUGUGGAAGGCUAAAGUCCGCGCGACAGAUGCGUCGCGUAUUGCUAUUACCCGCAAGCGGAAGAAAGCGACCCGUAUGGUGCUGGCAGUUACCGUUUUAUACUUCAUAUGUUGGCUACCAAACCUUAUACUCUACAUGCUAUCACAGUACAGACCGGAUAUAUACAUCUAUUUCGAUAUCCCGUACGUGAUUAGUGUGAUCUUAGUAGGAGUUAACUCUACCAUGAACCCAUUCGUUUACAGUCUUCAUAGUACGAGAUUCAGAGAUGAACUUAAGAGCUUAUUGUGUUGCUCGAGGUAUGGAAAUAGUGACUUUCUCAUGAACACUUUGUAGGAAUGACAUUUUCCCAUGUGGAACAGGUUAUGGGCCCAGCCAGUGCGUCAGUGGAGAGCAACCCAACACAAUAUUGAUAACAUGGUAGUUAUUUUAUUUUACAAAGUCGAUGAAGACAAUGUAUUUACAAUCUUUACAAAGAAAGAUGUGAAACAGAUAAAAAAAAAGUACCCUCUCUGAGUAACAUAACG
Molecule: messenger RNA, 1497 nt
Organism: Nematostella vectensis (starlet sea anemone)
Lineage: Eukaryota; Metazoa; Cnidaria; Anthozoa; Actiniaria; Edwardsiidae
Product: neuropeptide FF receptor 2
Exons: 3
Coding region: 341-1306 (321 amino acids)
Biological process (GO): G protein-coupled receptor signaling pathway
Cellular component (GO): membrane
Molecular function (GO): G protein-coupled receptor activity
Source: RefSeq, a predicted model, not a curated record